Molecule: messenger RNA, 2347 nt
Organism: Sinocyclocheilus grahami
Lineage: Eukaryota; Metazoa; Chordata; Actinopteri; Cypriniformes; Cyprinidae
Exons: 2
Coding region: 292-2193 (633 amino acids)
Source: RefSeq, a predicted model, not a curated record
AGUCUUUAGACGAUCACGCUGUCAACAAUAAGAGUUAGAUCCGUUCCGGGGCCGCCCCCCACAACAAUUAGACACACCUCGCCAUUUGCGACCGAGAUAACAGGUGUCUGGUCUACGCUCACACUGGUCUAAAACUGUUUGUUUUCCUCAAGCAGACCGUGCAUAAAACAUAUAAUUACUAUAAUCGCAGCCUGUUAACGCCGUAAAUACUUGCAUUGGCCUUUUCGUGCUGUCCCUCUCUCCCUCUCUCUCUCUCUCUCUCUCCCUCUCUCUCUUCACCAGUGAGCCAGCAUGUCUCGAUCAUCCAGCCCUGAUGCCCACUGGGAUCGACUAGAGUCCUGGCUGAGUGCCAGAACUGGUACACUUCUGUCUGAAGCAGCCGGCGGCCUGCAGCACCUGAGCCGGGAACAGCUCGACGACAACCUGAGCGCCCUGAUGUCCCAUGAGCCGACACAGGACUACAGCCACAUAGAUCUCACCAAGAUCAUCGGGCCCCUCGCCCACAACCUCCUCGCUCAGGCAAAGCUGGGAGAAACAAGCAUCUCCCGCAUGGAACAGGAAGCAGCAGCGCUGAAGCUCCAGGCUGAGGAGGUUCAGAGAAACCUGGUGCUUGCUCAAAGUCAACUGGACCAGCUAACGUCGGAGACUCAGCACCAGCACAGGACGGCGGAUGAAAAGGACCCAGAGCUGCAGGAGGAAGUAGAGAGACUCCAGAAAGCUUUAACUGAUCUCCGUGUAGACACAACACGCCGAGAGCAGUGGGAGAAAGACACCAGAGAGGAACUAAGUGAAAAACUUCAGCGAGCCGAGGCUCUCCUGAUGAGAGCAGAGACUGAACUCAAAGAGAGAGAUGCUAGGGCCAAGGCCAGCGAAGGCCACCUGCAAAGUUCACGGGCUGAAGUCAGUGCCUUGGUCCAACAAAGAGACUAUUUAAAAGACGAACUUGAUACGGUUCACCGAGAGCUUAAAUAUGCAUAUAGACUGCAAAGUGACUCGGAAAGGGAAAUGCACACCACAGAAUUUCCCCUAACCAGCAGAUUGAUACCAGCUAGGCAAGGGUUUCCAGUUCGAAAGGGGGGUGAGAGCCCACUGCUCAAGACAUCACCUGCCAGCAUCCCUGAACCCCCAGCAGCAGAAAGGGGCUGGGAGCCUUUUCAAAGGCUGUCUUCCAGGCACGGCGUGUCACCUAAAGAAUUGGAUAAGCUGGCUAGAAACAUUCCCACUUUCACUCCAAACCCUGCAGGGGGCCACGAUGUGCACGCCUACUUAAAAGACAUUGACUUUCACUUGCAAACUGUUGCCAAUGUUACCACAAGAGACAGACUCUAUCUGCUCCGAAUCACCGCCAGCCGUGAGGUGAGGAGCUUUCUAGACAGGCAGCCAGAAACGGUCGAAGGGGAUUACCAGCAAAUGCAGCAGGCUCUGAUUAAGGAGUUCUCUGACCCAGAGUCAGAGCAAGGACUGAUUACUGCCAUGGACCUUAAACAGGGCAGACAGGAAACCACACAGGCUUACUACAACAGGCUCAGACAGGCCUACUUCGGAGCACGAAACGAGCCAGGAAUGGAACAGGAUUUCAACUUCAAAACUCUGUUUCUCCGGAACCUGCACCCAACAGUGAGCCACCACUUGGGGGUUCUGGCUUGCCCACGGACUAUGUCCACCCAACAGCUGCGAGAUUUGGCCCACAAGGCCUAUGUUAAACAAAAGACUGUUUCUGAAAAGACAGGAAAAACCCCCACAAUCUAUCCUGUCACUAAUCAGAGCUCUGAACUUGCUCUAGAGGGCGCCGAGCCAAGCCACACUGACAAACCCGUCAACACAAUGUCAAGGCCCUUCCCAACCAGCAGAGAGCAGCAUGGCCAUGGUGGUGCCCGUCCUAAGCACCAGUAUGAGCGGCCCGAGAGAUCCUGGGACAGGUCACAACCACCCCUCAACCGAAGGGGUGGAGCCACAUGGGAAGCCAAGAGACGGCCCAAGGGGAACCGACACUCACAGACACAAGCACCGAGCUCGGACUGCCAGCAGCAGAACCCCUCUCAACAGGCCCUUGAUAAGCCCAAAUAUAAACCAUCCACAGAACAGAACCAGAAAGCUACAUCUGAAUCAGCAGAGAUCAUGAGACUUUUAAAGGAACUCCUCCAAGAAAAGCACCAUAAGGAAAAGAAAAGGGAUGAGUCAGACCAACUCUGACUAAGCAUUAGCUCUGACCCCGACACCCACUCAGAGUCCCCUCAAAAUGAACUUCCCAACCAGAUCACUGCUAAUCCACUGUUAACCACAGAACCAGAUAUCUCAUCACCAAGUGGUGACAUCACUCAACCACCUCAGCUGACGGUGGAACCGC